Messenger RNA from Lates calcarifer (barramundi perch), 2841 nucleotides. Its product is annotated as solute carrier family 22 member 2-like. Gene Ontology annotation, biological process: transmembrane transport. NCBI's taxonomy places the organism in Eukaryota, Metazoa, Chordata, Actinopteri, Centropomidae. Gene Ontology annotation, cellular component: membrane. The record is from RefSeq and is a predicted model, not a curated record.
ACCUUGACUUGAACUUGAAAGUAAAAAAAAUGUACAACAGACAGCCCUGCCUCAUACAGUAGAAGGAGCUGACUUGGACUUGAUUCGUCUCAGAUUUGACUUGACUUGUUUUGUCUCGAGUUACUUGAAACUUUGCGGAGAGUCAUCUUGAAUCAACCUAAAUUUGACUUGGAGUUGUUUUGAAGGACAUGAGACUUGACCUAGACUCCUCUAGAAGGACUUGCCUCAGUUUCUUGUGAAGGAUCUGACAUUUACUCUGGACUCGUCUAAAAUGACUUGAAACUUGACUUGGACUUGGCCCACAGACUUAAAGACAGCUCUGUUACAUAUUGCUCAACAGGUAAAUUCAAAGAAAUCCUAUUAUCAUAAAAACUGUAGAGUUUCAGUGGUGACUAUUCACCCCCUAAUUUAUUGGGGAAACAAGGAAAAUGGAAUUUCCCUUUAUGGGUCAAACUGGAAAGACCAGGUCCCCCUUUAUUUGUGGCUGUAGACGUCCAACCAGCUGCCAACCAACUCCCACCCUCUCUGAGCAGUUAAUAAACCAGUCUAACAGAUUUCCAGAAACUACAUUUAAAUGUUAACUGAUUGACAGCAUUCCUGACUGUGUGAUUAGGAUGGAGAGACGGGCUGCACGAGCAGGUCCAUGUGUCCAUGUCAUGUUAAUAAACCCCUUUUUGCCAGAUUCAAAUGACACACAGUCUGACGUCUGAAAAAGUGAUAGCAAACGUGUUUUAAUGCUCCACUGCUCUGCAAUUAGUGCAACGACGUCUGUCUGUAGACCUUUGCCUCUUACUUGUCCAGUUAAAAACCCAAAAGACCAGAGGGAGGCUUAGCCAACUCUUCACACUGGCAAGGCUGCAGACUCUUUGACACUGUGAUAGAAACUGGUCUGAGUUUUUGCAGGUGUGUAGAGAAAAGAAAUCUCUGCGACCAUGACCACGUUUGACGACAUCUUGGAAGAAGCUGGGAAGUUCGGUCGGUGUCAGAAACGAAUCUUCGCCCUGCUGUGCAUGGUGUCCAUGCCCUGGGCCGGCGUGUACGUCGGCAUCGUCUUCCAGGGUUUCACCCCGGAUCACUGGUGUCGGGACUCUGGGGUGGUGCAGCGGAGGGAGGCGUGCGGCUGGAGCCUGGCGGAGAGUCGCAGGCUGACGGUGCCUCUGGUCAACAGCUCUGGAGUCCUGCUGCCGAGCACCUGUGAGCAGUAUGAGGUGGACUGGAACAGCACGACGUUCACCUGUGAUGCACGGGAACUAAAAUUCAACGAAACCCCAAUAACUGCCUGCAAAGACGGCUGGGAGUAUGACUACGAGGGAAGACAGUCCUUUGUUACUGAGUUUGACCUGGUGUGUGCCGACGGAUGGCUGGUGGACAUGUACCAGGCCACUCUCAACGUGGGUUUCCUAGUUGGGAGCAUUGCUAUCGGCUACCUGGCAGACAGGUUCGGCAGGAAAAUGAGCUUCCUGAUGUCCAACCUGUUGAAUGGAAUCGCAGGGAUCCUGGUGGCCGUGGCUCCGAACUAUGUGUCUUUACUGGUUUUCAGAACGCUUUAUGGGUUUGGAGUGAAAGGGGGCUGGGUGGCUGGAUAUGUGCUGAUCACAGAGAUCGUGGGAGUAGAGUUCAGACGUACGGUAGGAGUCAUUUACCAGAUGUUCUUCAGCGUCGGCAUCCUCCUCCUCCCUCUGCUCGCCUACUUCAUCACAGACUGGCGCUGGCUGCAGGUUGUCAUCACUAUCCCCUACAUCGUCUUCCUGUCCUACUACUGGUUCAUCCCUGAAUCACCAAGAUGGCUCCUCUCUCAGAACAAAAAGACCAAAGCUGUAAAGAUCACCGAGGACAUGGCCAAAGAAAACAAGAUGACUCUGUCCAAAAACAUCGAGACUCUGAGAGACGAUAAUGCUGACUCCACCACUGCCUCCUUCAUGGACCUGAUCAGAACUCCAAAAAUGAGAAAACACACUUUCAUCCUCAGCUACAACUGGUUCACCAGUGCUGUGGUCUAUCAGGGUUUGAUCAUGAGGCUGGGGAUUCUGGGAGGAAAUGUCUACGUCGACUUCCUCAUCGCUGGUCCUGUUGGAGUUCCCUGCGCCUUUCUCAUCCUCUUCACCAUUGAACGCAUCGGCCGGCGUCUUCCUUUCGCCACCGCCAACAUCGUCGCUGGAGCUUCCUGCUUCAUCACAGCCUUCAUCCCUGAGAGUAUGUUCUGGUUUAAGACGGUGGUGGCCUGCAUUGGGCGGCUGGGUAUCACCAUGGCCUUUGAGAUGGUGGUGUUUGUGAACACUGAGCUCUACCCAACGUUUGUCAGGAACCUGGGAGUGUCAGUUUGUUCGACUCUGUGUGACGUUGGAGGCAUCGUAGCUCCAUUCCUGCUCUACAGACUGGCCGUCAUCUGGCUGGAGCUGCCACUCAUCAUCUUUGGGUCUCUGGCUUUCCUGGCUGGUGGUUUGGUGCUGCUGCUCCCUGAGACCAGAGGCGUGCCGCUGCCUGACACCAUCGACGACAUCGAGUUCCCCGACAGAGUGAAGGAGAAAGUUGCCCUGCAGAAGCAGCAGCUGGCUAACUUGUUGCCCAACAACGACGUUUCAACCAACAAAGAUCCAGCAACUGUCUAAUGUCUUUCUGAAAGGAGUAUUUAUUUAUGUUGUUUAACAGUGAAUGAAUCUGCUGUUGUUUCCUUGUUAAGCCACUGUGAUGAGUGUUGAGUGAGAUAUUGAAAUGUGUGUAUUUUUAUUAAUAACAAUGGACUUGAGAGUGGUGACAGAACUCAUGUGUGACAAGGACUUAGAAUAAGAAUUGUUUUAGAACUAUAUUAUUAAAUUAUUAAAGAAUUUUCUUUUAACACAA